CAAAUCUCUCUCUCUCUCUGUUCUCAGAAAAAAAACAAUAUGGAGAAAAAUUCUUGGGCCGAUCAAUGGGACAACAGCAAUCAUACUUCGGGAAAAACGUCAGACGACGGUAAGAGCAGCGGCGGCGCGUCGGGGAAAUACAAAGAGAAGGUGGAGGCUGGACUUGGGAAGACCAAAGCGGUGGCGAGUUCGGGGUUGAAUAAAGUCAAAACAGGAACCUCGUUGGGUCUUAAUUGGAUCAAAGACAAGUACAACAAAACCACCACCAAAAAGAACUGAUAUUAUUCAUUGGUCUUAUUAUUAUUACUUUGGAUUCGUGUGAUAUUAUUAUGAAUAAUGGUUUGAAUUGUUUGAUUUUGUGAAGAUUGAAAGUAUAUUUGAAAACCUGAUUAAAUACAUGAGUUAACUACUCCAAGAUGAAUUGAAAUUACUGGUAUAGAAGACCCUUCUUUGGAUUUGU
Messenger RNA from Eruca vesicaria subsp. sativa (arugula), 460 nucleotides. NCBI's taxonomy places the organism in Eukaryota, Viridiplantae, Streptophyta, Magnoliopsida, Brassicales, Brassicaceae. The record is from the annotation of a GenBank genome assembly.